Molecule: messenger RNA, 2661 nt
Organism: Sipha flava (yellow sugarcane aphid)
Lineage: Eukaryota; Metazoa; Arthropoda; Insecta; Hemiptera; Aphididae
Product: U3 small nucleolar RNA-associated protein 6 homolog
Exons: 10
Coding region: 655-2424 (589 amino acids)
Biological process (GO): maturation of SSU-rRNA from tricistronic rRNA transcript (SSU-rRNA, 5.8S rRNA, LSU-rRNA)
Cellular component (GO): Pwp2p-containing subcomplex of 90S preribosome; small-subunit processome
Molecular function (GO): protein binding; snoRNA binding
Source: RefSeq, a predicted model, not a curated record
ACGUUAGAAACGCGUGGAAAGGGACGGUCGUCUCGGGUUGUUGGCAGCACCGGAGAUGCGCGUCGGCCAGCCGCGGACACGACAAAUGAGUACGUGCGACUCGAGCUCUAUCGAUUUUCGUCCAGCUAACUGCGUCUGUCUUUCGUUUCAUCGCUGCAACCGAACCGUCCGUGAUUUCAGUAUCGAUGCUCCGGGGCGGCCGUGGAAAAAAGAGGGAAAAGAAAGAGAAAAUAAAUACCAUCCGUACACGCCCAUCAGAAGGCGUUUGUUUUCCGUAAUCAUUGUCCCGCGUCCGUUCCCCCAUCAUAUCGAUUGCGAUCCGUUCCUUUGUCAUUGACUAAUUUACCUUCCUCCGUCGCCGUCUGGAUUGAAAACAAUAAUUUAAAUGAUAUUUUAAUAUCGUCGCGGUUACACUAUACCCUCGUGUUUCUUGUCCACCCCGUGCGACAGUACCGCGUUCACACAACAUUGCCCGACCGCUGUUCGUUUUCCUCGUUAUCGCGCUCAUUCGUCGUUUUGCAGUUGUAAUCGCUGAACGGCGCGUGAUUAAAUAAUUGCUAUCCCCAUAGAAAUCCGGACCGUUUUCGUUCGCACAUCUCUCGGUGUCGUUGCUGUUCGUCCGUGUCGUCAUCCGACGGUCGUGCCUAACCAGCCAUGUCUAAUCCGACUAUAGAAGAUGCCGAGAGUGAAGAUCUGUUCGUCACCAAUAGUUGUGGCUUAAUGAAGCUAGCUGUAGAACGUAAAUCAUUCUCGGAAAAAAUUGAACGCUCCGAGUCCACCAUUGGGGAAUGUUUACAACACAUCGUAGCCGAAACUCAAUUGUUCUUCGAGACCAAGAAAGAAUAUGAUAAACAAGUUGUUGAAUCAGAAAAAGACAGGAAAGGCUUGGACGUACUGAAAAUCUUAGCAAAUCGUAUUAACGGAUUGUAUGCACACAUGUUUCGUCUAUAUUCCUAUGACAUUGUACAUAUUAAAAAAUUUAUGUUCUUUCAUACAAAAUUUAAAGAAUUUAUAUCUGAGGAUAAUGACUCGUUUUCUGCACUAAUAUCCAAAAAGCAUAUUGAUCCAAGGGUGUACGUAAUGGCAGCUAGAUAUAUAUACCAUUCAAAAUCGGACAUUUCGGCUGCUAGACGUUACCUCAUGUAUGGCAUUUCUCAUCAUGCGAGUUAUAAGCCGCUGUACAUAUCACAUUUCACGUUUGAAGUUCUGAUGAUGAAAAAAACUAAUGGCGAUUCACUUUCAAUCGUAUUAAAAAAAUACAAAGAAUAUUUCGAACUUUUCAAGAACGAUUUGAAAUUUCUCUUAAAAUUAUUUGAUAAAGCGUUUCAUGAUAGUAAAGUUUAUGAAUUGCAAACUAUAAUGAUCAAGGAUAUGAUAGAGAAAUACUCAGAAAAUGUAUUAAUGUGGAAACAAUUAUCAAAAAUCAACUAUAGCGGAUUUAUCUAUGGAUAUGAUACGGGAAAACUUGAGUAUGAUGCACAUUGUAGACGUAGAAUGCAGAACAGUUUUGAUGCAUUCGAAAACGGAAUACAAGCAAAUGAAAGCCCCGAAAAACAAAAAGUUUUAUGGAAAUUAUACGCUCAGCAUAUCAUAGGAAUUAGGAAUCGUAUAGGUAUUGCAAAUGAAACAAUUGAAGCUUUUUUGAUUGAAAAUAUGAAACGAGUGUUUCAACAUGCACAUGAUAUUCAUGCGCUGCCCAAAGAAUUUUAUGUUCAUUGGGCGGAAUUUUCAAUCAAGGAACAUGACCCAGUGGUAGUCAAGAGAGCAAUUGAAAUGAACAAAAGUUGUAUAAAAAUUUGGUUUCAAAUAUUGGGAUUUUAUUUGAAUCUUAAUUCAUUUGAUAUGGCGUACAGAGUUUUAAAUGAUGGUGUUCAAGCAUUGGAAGUUAACUCUUUGUGCUUAUGGAAUUUGAUGAGCUUUAUUAUAAAAAGAACAAAAGAUAAAAAAUUGAUUGACGAAUUUUACAAUAAAGCCAUAGUUUGUCAGUAUGAACAAAUUCGCACUGAAUAUAAAGUUCAAUAUUUGAAAUGGUAUGAAAAUACCCAGGGUAGAAUUGCUACUCGUAAACUGUUUAAAGCAUUGAAGGAUACUAUAGAAGAUAAUCCCGAGUUAUACAAAUCUAUGAUUUCUUUUGAAAAGCAUCAAAGUCCUAAGAAUAACUCAUUUAUCAAUAAUUUGUAUGUGGAAAUGUGUUUUAAAUACUCUCGAUAUGAUAUUGGACUAUGGAUGGAUGCUAUUGCAUUUAAUUAUUCUGAGGGUCAUUACAAAGAGGCAGUAGAAGUUUUCCAAUCUGCUUCUUCAGUAUUGGACCAAGUUUUGAUAAGUGACUUGAAAAUGAAAUUUGAAAGACUUAAGCUAGGAACAAAGGUAAAAGUAACAUAUCCAGAUGGAACCGUUCACUAUUUUGGACCUAAAGACGACUAGUUUGAUAAUAUGUAACUAACUUAUAAAAGAAUGGUUAUCAUUAAUUAAACUGAUUCAACACAUUAUUUAUAAAUAUAUGUUUAAUCCCAUAUGAACAGAUCUUGUACUUAUGUAGUAAAACAUUAAGAGGUGAUAACAGCAUUCCAAUGUGUAUACAUCACCUGCUUGGUAUAUCAAAAUUAUCUACUUUUUAGAGGUGUUAUUUUAAUCUUUAAUUUCACUACAUAUUUUAUGGUA